Molecule: messenger RNA, 729 nt
Organism: Vitrella brassicaformis
Lineage: Eukaryota; Vitrellaceae
Source: the annotation of a GenBank genome assembly
CCUCACCCAAAUCUGCCCGGUUAGGUUAGCCAUCCAUCCCCCAACGAUCGAUAAAAGCAACAGAUAAGGAAGGCCAUCCACCCCCCCGCGUGUGGCAUUCUGACAUGACUCAGCCCUUCGCUCAGUCUUCUCUGUUUUGGAUUUUGUCUAGGAUCUGUUGGAAGAACCCGAAGAGCCCGUUGUCCUGGUCGCCAAAGUUCUCCAGCCGCCACUCCUCCGUCACGUCCACACUCUCAUUCAGAAUCUGAGUCACGCCAUCGAAGUCAACCUGAACGAAGGAGACCACACACACACCACACCAUCCGUCCACACACAGUUGAGUGAUAGAUGCAGUUGUCCCGCUGUCCACACCUCUUUCUCGCCAGGCACAUAGGUGAAGAGCUGCAGACAGACAGACAGACAGACAGACAGACAGAGAGACAGACAUGCACAAGCAGCGCCAGAUCAUCAUCACCAGAUCUGGCGUCUCAGCGUGUCAGCGUCACAUACCUCCUUUGGGUUUGGGCUGCCGGGUGGUGGCUUGGGUUUGUUGCCGCCAAGGAGUGCGUGCAGCCUGGUGCCUCGCAGCGUCCGCGGGGAUUGGUGAUGCACAGACGGCUGCACCACAAACGACAGGGCGCUGCCCACGGCCAGCAGGCCGACCACCAGCUCAAAAAUCAGCUUCAUUCCACUAACCACGACUCGACAGGAGGAGAAAGUAGAGGGUCCUUCCUGUGGAUGCUGCCUUCG